Molecule: messenger RNA, 405 nt
Organism: Vitis riparia (riverbank grape)
Lineage: Eukaryota; Viridiplantae; Streptophyta; Magnoliopsida; Vitales; Vitaceae
Source: the annotation of a RefSeq genome assembly
AUGGGUAGGGACACUAUUGCUGACAUAAUAACCUCUAUACGAAAUGUCGACAUGGAUAGAAAAGUAACGGUUCGAAUAGCAUCUACUAAUAUCACCGAAAACAUUGUUAAAAUACUUUUACGGGAAGGUUUUAUCGAAAACGUGAGGAAACAUCAGGAAAGCAACAAAUAUUUUUUGGUUUUAACCCUGCGACAUAGAAGGAAUAGGAAAGGAACAUAUAGAACUAUUUUAAAUUUAAAACGGAUCAGUCGACCUGGUCUACGAAUCUAUUCUAACUAUCAACGAAUUCCUAGAAUUUUAGGUGGUAUGGGGAUUGUAAUUCUUUCUACUUCUAGAGGUAUAAUGACAGACCGAGAGGCUCGCCUAGAAAGAAUUGGUGGAGAAAUUUUGUGUUAUAUAUGGUAA